AAGGUAUUAUCAUGUCUAAGAUUUAGUCAAGCCCGUGAGCUCAGAUUAUAAGAACGUGUGGCGGAUAAUUCAAAAAAUGAGAAACUGGGUUGCGAUUGGAGUCCUCCUGGUACUGGGAUGUCAAUGCGCCAAAGUGGUCCGGGCGGACAGUGAUAGCGAUAGCGACAGCAGCAGCAGCGGGGAGCGCAAGAGCAAGCACAAGUCCACGGGACACAAGUACAACUAUCCCGCCUAUCCGACUCCUAAUGGCUAUCCCUACCCUCCUUACCCAUAUGGCUACAAUCAGAUGCCGCCGUAUCAGUCAAUGCCGCCAUAUCAAUCAAUGCCGCCGUAUCAGCCAAUGCCGCCGUAUCCACAGCCCCUAACUUACUCCUAUCCGUACCCCCAACCGCCAAUGCCUGGCUACUAUUCGAAUCCUCCGCCGCCCCAAACGGCUCCUCCGGCGCCGCAACAGGCUCCUCUGCCGCCGCAACAGGCUCCUCCACCGCCGAUGUAUCCCCAGUAUCCUCCAGCUUAUCAAGGAGGAUAUCCACCCCAGACGGGAGGACAGAAUUCAGGCUCACCCCCCAAUCAGGCUUCGUCACAGCAACCUGCUUCCGGACCAGGGACAGGUCCAUCGUAUCCUCCAGGUGGCUCCAGCGUUAUCAAUCACUCCCUUAAGGUCAACAAGGAAUACAACGAGGAUGGCCACCACACAAACACAACUUAGUCGAGGAACUAAAUGUGAAGCCCAUUGGAAAUAUUUUUCUGAGUUUUAAUUCCAAAACAAAGUUUAAUGAGAAUAAAAAAAAUAUAAUAAUUGUUUAACCUA
This is a messenger RNA of Drosophila rhopaloa, 811 nucleotides long. RefSeq names its product extensin. The record is from RefSeq and is a predicted model, not a curated record. Bases 77 to 709 code for a protein of 210 amino acids. Lineage: Eukaryota; Metazoa; Arthropoda; Insecta; Diptera; Drosophilidae. The transcript has a single exon.